CUACAUAACCGAAUUGAAGCGCGAAGGUCGGGGAAUUUCGACUUUCGUUCGGUGGUAGCUAAUAAUAUUGAUCUCCUAUGGCAUCAAGCACAUAACCUCGGAGAAGGUUAUGCGGAUCUUAAAUUUUUUAGUGAUGAAUUCUGCCCCAUGUUGGCAAAUGCGGUGGGCGGUUCCAAUACAGGCGAAAAAACUGUUGUGACGCCGUUCGUGCACAAAUGGUUUGACGAUAUAUUUCCGCAGCAUUUGAUGCCACUGGAAGCCCCCGAUCAGAAUAUAGAAGCCGAAAGUUGUUGUGAAGGGGAAUACAACUGCACACCAUAUUUGGUCAUUCAGAGUGACCAAGAGUACCAACAAUAUAAGAUAAUCGAUCACUCGAAAACCCCCUAUUUUGAGUGCUGUAUGUCAGAGGAAGAUCAACUCUAUGAAAAGGUGACAAUAGACGGUGUGACACUUAAUGUUGGUGACGCGGUCGAAAUUCAACCCGACGAAUCUUGCAGCAACGACCGAUGGUUAUGCUACAUAACCGAAUUGAAGCGCGAAGGUCGCAAUGGGGUGUUUCGUUUGGUAUGGUUGUACACCAGAAAACAGACCAUCCUAUGUAACCUUAAGAAGGAUGUUGGCAAGAAAAAUAAGAAAGAAACGGAUGGUGCAUUCCUGACGUUUCAAAAGGAGAUGCUCAAUUUCAAAGGCGAAGGCCUGAUAUGCGGCUGUAAACGUCGCAGGACUUCGCGUUUCGACAGGUUCACUCGUGAAUACGAAGUAGGGGAUUGUAUUUUAAUCAAUCCCCAGAAAGGUGAUAUCACCGACUUGUACACCGUAUGCUGCAUAGAGUGCAUCGAUACCGAUAAUGAAAUUGUCAAGUUGAGGAGGUUUUAUCGGUUUUGUGAAGUGUCCGAGAAAAAUUUUCGGAAAGUGCCGGUCAACGAGUUGCUGUACUCCGAUUAUGUGUUUGAUUUCAAUCGUUAUCGGAGUGUGGUCCGUGCAUGUCACGUGGAAUUCAUAGAAUUUGGAAAACCGUUGCCCGUAAACAUUUUGCAUAAAGGAUCUGGAAAUCACUUUUACUUUUCACGAAAAUACGACAGGGAAAAUAAGUCAAUAAGGCCAAUUAAAUUAAGCAAAACAUUAUUUUCAAAGUUUCCGGAUUAUAAUUACAAAGUCGGACACAUCGACAGACUUAAUGGCCUGGACCUUUUCUGCGGCGGAGGUUCUCUGGGUCGGGGAUUCGAGGACGCUGGUGUCGUUAAGUGUAAAUGGGCCAUAGACAAAGACUCGGCCGCUCUCAAAACUUAUCGUCACAAUGCACAAGGGGACGAUAUUAAUAUAAUUAAUGAAAGUGUCAAUAGAAUAUUAACACAAGCCAUUCUUGGUACUGGUGAUACUCAAAUUCCCGACAAAGAUGAAGUAGAUAUCAUUCUCGCGGGGUCACCAUGCCAAGGUUUUAGUUACAUGAACAAACAUAAAGAGAAUCAGAAAAGUCAAAGUAACAAUUCUCUAGUUGCUUCCGUGGCUUCGUUUGUGGACCACUACCAACCUCGAUAUAUUUUGCUGGAAAAUGUAGCGAGGAUUGCGCAAACCGAAGUUUUUAUGCGACUAUUUGCAUGUUUGCUCGAUUUAGGCUACCAAAUUAGGUUCAAUGUCGUUUCGGCCGCACAUUUAGGAUGCGUGCAAAUACGAAAUCGAAUAUUUUUAUGGGGCGCCGCCAAGGGAGAAGUAUUACCCGAAAUGCCGCCGAUGACUCAUCAUUAUUCAAAACGUUCGUUGAGUCAUAGAGAAUUAGUAUCUAUGGGUAACACCCUCCGCCUUCAAGGUUUUCAAUGCGAAAAAUAUUCAAGCUUCCCAAUGGUUACCAUUAAAGAUCUAAUUGGUGAUCUUCCUGAGAUAGACACAGGAAUUUAUUGGGACCCGGCAUAUCCCGAUCAUCGAACGCACUAUACCAGUUUGAAAUCCAAGGAGAUACUUCGAAGGGUUCCAAUAGAUCCUCCAAUGAGUGACUACUAUUAUGCGCGAAAACUUAAUAUUAUUCCCAAUAUUCAUUCACACGCGAGCUACGACGCAAAAAUGAAGAAAUAUCCAUUAUGCAAUUAUAAAUAUUGUCAACGUGUUGAUAGGGAUGAUGUUUUCAUUACUAUUUUCGGUCAACCAUUUAUAUUAAUUCUCAAUGUUUUGAAGUAUCCACAAAUUGUCCAUUACUUGGAGCCACGUGUGAUAUCUGUCAGGGAGGCAGCUCGUGCGCAAGGUUUCUUGGAAACCGAUAUUUUGUGUGGUCGAGUUUCGGAUCAGUAUCGAGUCGUAGGUAACUCGGUCCCACGAAACGUCGCUUUUUCUCUCGGCUUACAGUUAUGCCGUGCGAUGACUGAUCCUAAUCACAAAUCAAAUCCAAGAAAUCUUCCGAUAAUUGAUUGA
Acaulospora morrowiae is the source of this 2403-nucleotide messenger RNA. Lineage: Eukaryota; Fungi; Glomeromycota; Glomeromycetes; Diversisporales; Acaulosporaceae. The record is from the annotation of a GenBank genome assembly.